AUGUCUGAUAUAAAAGUCUGUGAUAUAUCUCAAACUGAUAUAUUACAAACAUUGAAUCGAAUCAAUUUCGAUUCAUGGAAUUCAACUGAUUCAAAUGUUUUAUCGUAUUUAAAAUCACCCAUUCAGCAUGCAGCAUUCGCCGCUAAUUCAGAUACUAUCGGCAAAACAUUACGUCAAUCGAUUAUUCAUUUUCUUGAUACAAUCGAUAUUGAUCGUAAAAAUGUUUUGAAAGAUGAUGAAUUUCGGUCAACACGUACAAAACACUAUGAAAUAUUAGAACAAUCAAAUAAUAAUAAUAAUAAUAAGACAACAAUUGAAAUAACAAAUUUAGCACCAUUAGCAUUUGAACAAUUAAGAGAAAAGAUUCAUAUUUCAAGACAAGAUUUUCGUUCAUCAUUCGCUGAUGGAGAUUUAAUUAAUUUUGCUAAUACGGGUAAAAGUGGCUCACAAAUGUAUAAAACUUAUGAUGAUGUUUAUAUAUUAAAAACUCUUCGAAAUCACGAAGCAAAAUAUUUGAUACAGAUAUUACGUGGAUUAUAUUCACGUUAUACCCAAUUAUCAACAUUAAUGACGAGGUAUAUUGGCUGUUAUAGCAUUAGAAUUGGCGCACUAUUUACAACUGAAAUUUACAUUGUAAUUAUGGUCAAUAAUUUACCGUCUGUGGUCGAUGUACAUGAAGUUUACGAUUUAAAAGGAUCAACAAUGGGAAGAUUAUCAAGUAUUGAUUUACCAGAAAAACGAUUAAAAGCACUAAAAGAUUUGGAUUUUGAAGCGUAUUAUCCUCACGGUAUUCGUAUUCCAACAGAGAUUUAUCAUUCAUUAAGACGCGUUUUACAAUCUGAUGGAGAAGAAUUAAGAAAAUUGAAUAUUACAGAUUAUUCAUUAAUGCUUGGUAUACAUCAUAUCGAUUAUGAGUAUAAAGACAAUCAUAUUAGACGACCCGAAUUAGGUCUCAGUACACUAUUUUUGGCCACACAGUUCGCUACACUAAACAAACACACAUCACCAAAAACACCACCAUCACCAACUGUGUUAACAACACUAGUCACUGGUACAACAAAUGGUAUCAAAACAUUAAAACUAAAAGAAAAGAAAAGUGAUUCUUUGAAAAUGGAAAAAUUUCUUAUGAAACCGUUAAAGUUGAUACAUUUGCCGAAAGCACAAACAUUUGAUGAUAUAUUAAUUGCAAAACAGCUUUUAGCUAUUCCUGGUGUUACUGAGAAAGGACACCGUGUUUUAUUAUAUAUGGUUUUUAUUGAUAUAUUACAAACUUAUGAUAAUUUCAAAUAUUUUCAGUACAUGUUUCAAAAUCUAAGAGAUAGAGAACACGCAAAUCAAUAUAGUGUCAUAAGCCCCGAUCAAUAUGAACAACGUUUAUUUGAAUUUUUGUUCGAACAUGUAUUUAUCGAUUCUGGUCUAACAUUAAACGAAUUAUUGAAGUCUAAAGAUAAAGGACAAUACUUUAAACAUCAUCAUCAUCAUAAUCGUCCUCACAUUACUUUACCGAAAAUAACACGUUCACAUUCAUAUCAUGCUAACGUUAAUGAUAAUAAUCAAAAUCAAAAUGAACAGGAUAAAACAUCAAAACGAAAAUCAGCCAAUAUUUCAUUGAAUGAGCAAAAUAAUGGUUUAAGUUUAUCUAUAUCACUCGAUAAAAAUGACAUGAAUAAUAGGCGUCGUUCAAGUGCAUUUGAAAUAAUAACCUUACCUCCUCAACCAGUUGAAACAACAACAACAACAAUCACGACCACUACGGUAGAAGUUAAAAGUAUUAUUCAAGAAUAUACAAUUGUCAAUCCAUUAUUUAGCGAAAUUGAGAAUAAAUCACCAAAUGUUCUUCAUGAGUUAGUUCAACUAUCCUCAAUUCCUUCAACUCCGUCAACUCCCUCGUCGUCUAAAACAUUGAAUCAAUUAAUUAUACCAAGUAUUCACUGUGAUCAAAAUGAGAAUGAGAAUGAAAAUGAAAAAAGAACGUUUUUAUGA
Molecule: messenger RNA, 1983 nt
Organism: Didymodactylos carnosus
Lineage: Eukaryota; Metazoa; Rotifera; Eurotatoria; Philodinida; Philodinidae
Source: the annotation of a GenBank genome assembly